UGUUUAAAACUAAAUAUGGUAACGUAAGCAACCAAUCGCUGCGAGAARCGUUCUAGGCUUGCUUGCUGCGAAUAUUUCAGAGUUUACUUUGAAUAGGGCGUCGUUUAGACCAAUUCGGAGUGCUAGCUUGUUCCACAAACCACACAGUUUCAAACUUUCAACAAUGAGUAAGUUUUCAAUGCAGCAACGUCGAGAGGAGAAACCAAAGGAAGAGCAAGAAGAAGAGGACGAUUCAUGGAAAGAUACAAAUGUCGGAAUGAUAGGAAGUGACCUCGAUCGUUCGGUUAGAAAGGAUGCGGCAAAUACAGAAAAAGCUUGGCAGAAUGCAGGACAAAAACCUGGUGUAGAAGUCUGGAGAAUAAACAAGUUCAAGGUCGAAUGCGUUGAUGUUGACGAUUAUGGUAAAUUCUAUGAAGGCGAUAGUUACAUCGUAUUGAAUACUUACAAAAACAAAGAAACGGAAAAAAACAAUCCCAACACGUUCUCUUUGGUAGAAGUAGACAUGAAGUGGUCGAAAAUCUAUUCUGAUAGUGUGCUGUUGAUCGCCACUAACGAUAAAGUAUUCCAGCUGAAUGGCCCUAACGCCUCACAUCGAUACAAGUACGGCAUGAAGCAAGUACUCAAGAGCCUCGAUGUCAUGAGAUGUCGACCGCAAACCAAAGUCAUCACUGAAGAAUUUACAUCUUACGAAGAUAUUGAAGAUGCGUUAUCAAAAGAAAAGUGUAAAGAGCUUUUCGGUACGGAGACGGCUCCAGAAGACGUAGACCUCUAUCGAGAAAGAGUUAAGGAAAGUCAAGAACAAGAGGAAGAACCAGAAAUUACCCUCAGCAGUGUGGAUGUUGGAUUUCAACAGUAGUGUAGUUUUGAUUGACAAGAGGAAAAAGGAAUCGAAAAAGAAGAGCGCAAUGGUUUGUGGGCAGCAUCACCUUGACAAAAAGCCUACCAAACAACAAAGACGGGCUGGAAUGUGCUGCAAAAAGAAUGAUGACGAAUUCUUGGAAUGUUGUCGUUCACGCUCCGUGAAAUGAUGUUUUAGAGUACACUUGGAUCACAGUGCACACCCUCAAUAAUUAUUGCAAAACGUCAUUAUAAAAAUUAGUUAUAUCAUUAGAUUCAAUUUGGAAAUUUUGUACUUUGCCCUCUCGGUAUCCCAGAAUUCAACAAAGUGCAGUUAAGAGUCUAUUUUGGAAUUUCUGGUAUGAGAUUUGUAAUGCAUAUGUAUUAAAAGCUACAAUUUCAAAUCACGUGAUACGCAACAAACUGAUCACRAGUAUGGCCGCCAUCUUGAAUUCUAUCGUCUUCACUCUCGAUUCACUGAAACAAGAAAGUUGCACACUUAUAACGUCAUUUUGAAUGCUACACGAUUCAAUAUGAUAUAAUAGAAUGUAAAAAAAACAUAACUCAAGAUCGCACUUGUUUUGARUCAGUUAAGGAAAUUUAGCAGGUCGAAAUCAUAAGAGAAUUAUUCGGUACGAUUUUUUCUGAAGC
This is a messenger RNA of Exaiptasia diaphana, 1488 nucleotides long. Its product is annotated as gelsolin-like protein 2. Gene Ontology annotation, molecular function: actin filament binding. Lineage: Eukaryota; Metazoa; Cnidaria; Anthozoa; Actiniaria; Aiptasiidae. The record is from RefSeq and is a predicted model, not a curated record.